AUGGCCAAACUGCUGAAGAAGCCGCUGAAGCUCGCUCUCGUGCAGCUUGCCACGGGGGCCGACAAGAAGGCCAACCUCGCUCGAGCACGAUCCAAAGUCCUCGAGGCCACAUCGAACGGCGCCAACAUCGUAGUUCUGCCGGAAUGCUUCAACUCACCAUACGGCACAAAGUAUUUCCCCAAAUACGCAGAGACUUUGCUGCCAUCGCCGCCAACGAAAGAGCAAUCGCCAUCAUAUCACGCAUUAUCCGAGCUUGCAAAGGAGGCCAAGGCAUAUGUGGUGGGAGGCAGCAUACCAGAGUACUGGGAAGAGACCAAGAAGUACUACAACACAUCCAUGACCUUUGACCCGAGCGGCAAGCUGCUCGCUACACAUCGCAAGGUGCAUUUGUUCGACAUCGACAUUCCCGGCAAAAUCACCUUCCGCGAGAGUGAAGUGCUGUCACCCGGCAAUAAAGUCACCAUCAUUGACCUCCCGGAAUAUGGCAAGAUCGCAGUGGCCAUCUGCUAUGACAUCCGAUUCCCUGAACUUGCCACAAUUCCUGCAAGAAAGAAUUGUUUCCUACUGCUGUAUCCUGGUGCUUUCAACCUUACCACCGGCGCCAUGCAUUGGGAACUGCAGGCCCGAGCGCGAGCAAUGGACAAUCAGAUAUAUGUUGGACUUUGUAGUCCCGCGCGCGAUAUGGAUGCUGAUUACAACGCCUGGGGACAUUCUUUGGUCGUCAACCCAAAUGCUUCGGUCCAGUCGCAACUUGAUGAGCAUGAAGGUAUCGCGUACGCCGAUCUCGAUGGUGACACCAUUGCAGAGUCCAGAAAGGGCAUACCCAUCGAAACUCAGCGCCGCUUUGACGUCUACCCAGAUGUGAGUGCAGGAAAAGUUAGGUACGAAGAAUGA
Ramularia collo-cygni is the source of this 894-nucleotide messenger RNA. Its product is annotated as probable carbon-nitrogen hydrolase. NCBI's taxonomy places the organism in Eukaryota, Fungi, Ascomycota, Dothideomycetes, Mycosphaerellales, Mycosphaerellaceae. Gene Ontology annotation, biological process: L-glutamine metabolic process; oxaloacetate metabolic process. The record is from RefSeq and is a predicted model, not a curated record. The transcript has a single exon. Bases 1 to 894 code for a protein of 297 amino acids. Gene Ontology annotation, molecular function: omega-amidase activity. Gene Ontology annotation, cellular component: mitochondrion.